UGGUAGGUGUAUAAAAGUUGUUGGGUUUUGGAGGGUGUGUAUUGGGGGUUUGUUGGGGGUUUUUUUUUUAAAAUGGUGUUGGGAGGGGGUUUUUUGGAAGGGCGUUUAUCGUUUACUGUUAUAUCGUAUCCUAAAAGAUGUUAUAAGGUAGAGAACAUGAGUUUAUUGGCUAUUUCUGGAUAAUCAUGUUACUAAGCAUAGAUGCGGCUUCUGGGGGCCGAACGAAAGCGCGCUUGACCUCACUUGUUCCGUUUGCACUUUUUAUAUUGCGUUUCACCAACAUCACACUGUCCAUUACAAUGAAAUCCAAAUACGUAUCACGACCGACAUCCCUCCGUCUCUCCGUCUCACCCGCCUCCCUCUACAACACACCAUCAUCAACACCCAUGAAUUCCCCAACAAUGGAUACCAAACCACCACCACCAUCAUCCUCCACAAGCGAUAAAUUGAGACAAGUCCUCUCUGGGCGGGUUUCCAAAAAAGAGCGACGAAAACGGGAGGGGGAUGUGAAUUCACGGGAUGAUAAAGGACGGUCUGCCUUGCAUUUUGCGUGUGCGGGUGGACAUGCUGAUUUAGUAACCCUAUUAUUGGAUCGGGGUGCGGAUGUGGAUUCGCGGGAUGUGAAUGGGAAUACACCGUUGCAUUUGGCGGUUUGUUCGAGUCAAGUUGAUGUUGUUUUGGUGCUGUUGCGUGCGAAUGCAAAUGUGGAUGCUACAGACCAUUUUCAACGCACACCCCUCCAACUCGUUCAAUCCCGUCUCAACAUGCUGCGAGUCACGGAAUGUACAGAAACACUGUUAAAUGAUCUUCGCAAGUUGAUUGAAAUCCUAUCACUUUGCACAACACACCACCCCAAUCAUUCCACAACACUCGAUCCUGCCCUCCUUACUGAACGUUUGGAACGUAUUACGACGACGGAUGAAGCUGUUCGGGUUGUGGAUGAGUUGAAGGAGUUGUUGGAGAGGUUAAAGGUGGAUGAUACCUAGUUUUUUUUUGGUGUAGUGGUAGAUAGUUUGUUUAUAAUCUUUUUUUUUUUUGGAAAAACCAUUUUGGCAUUUUUUUUUGGGGGGGGGGGGGGGGGGAGGAAUUGUAUUCGUUUGUUUAUGUGGGGUAAAUAUGAUCGAUCACUGUCACUGUCACCUAGAAUGCAUCACGAACGACAGGAUGAUCUUUUGGAGAAAACAGUACAGUAUAUUCACAGCAUCAUGUUAUGCGUGCAUCACAAGUCGCUGUUCACAUUUUUGUAACUGUGGUUUGCUUUCCUUGAUGAAUGCUUUUGAGCGCAUUACGACGGAAAUAACGUACUUUUGGUAGAACAUUGCAGCGUUUUAUAGUUUUUUGUUUACUUUGUUACCCAAAAACAUGUUUGACACAGUCGCA
Molecule: messenger RNA, 1380 nt
Organism: Spizellomyces punctatus DAOM BR117
Lineage: Eukaryota; Fungi; Chytridiomycota; Chytridiomycetes; Spizellomycetales; Spizellomycetaceae
Exons: 3
Coding region: 186-986 (266 amino acids)
Cellular component (GO): cytoplasm; nucleus
Molecular function (GO): protein binding
Source: RefSeq, a predicted model, not a curated record